Molecule: messenger RNA, 1575 nt
Organism: Contarinia nasturtii (swede midge)
Lineage: Eukaryota; Metazoa; Arthropoda; Insecta; Diptera; Cecidomyiidae
Product: methyltransferase-like protein 17, mitochondrial
Exons: 7
Coding region: 136-1536 (466 amino acids)
Biological process (GO): translation
Cellular component (GO): mitochondrial small ribosomal subunit
Molecular function (GO): methyltransferase activity; structural constituent of ribosome
Source: RefSeq, a predicted model, not a curated record
CUGUCAUUUCAUAUUUCGGACCCAUAACAUGCUGGAUUUUAAAUAAUAGACAACAAAUGAACUUUAAUGUGAACUUAUCACCGAAUUUCUUCAAAUAAAUUGAAAAUUGAAUAUUUUAAUUAAAAAACGUUAAACAUGUUGCACUUUAAAGGUGCGUUACUGCUGCGAAAUGUGUUUCGACUGGUUCAGGUUCGCUCUUGGUCAUCAUUUUCGGUGCAUUUAGAUGACAAAAUAAACAAAGAUCUAGAGGAGGAAUUAUACAAACCAAAAAAUCACCCGGGAAGGGUUAACCUAGGUCCCAUUGAAAUUCCUGAAAGAAUACGCAAAGCAAUAAAGACUGCAAUGGAUCAAUCGCAAAUUCCUCAGUUGGUUGAUGAAGGCGAGAAACUGGACCGGCAUUUGUUUGCACGUCGCAUACCAUUAGAACAAAAAGAAAUUUAUACACAAAAAAAGAGUAUAGAAAAGGAAAUUCUGAAGAAUGUUGGAGUUCAACGUGUAUCUGAUCUGGCCGGUGAUGAUAAUUCGCGGGCAAAAGAAUCGUUGAAAUAUGAAGUGUUGAGAAUUUAUUAUCAGAGAAAUUACAAUUGGAAGCCGAUUGUUUAUGACGAGUUCAGAUCACGUACGCAUUUAUUUGGACGGGCUGAUAAGGAGUAUGCUGCUGUUUUAAAAGUUUUAAGUGAGAUUGCAAAGAGAGAUCCACAAUUUCAACCGCAUUCGUUUUUUGAUUUUGGUGCUGGCGUCGGAACGGGUACAUGGGCAGUAUCGGAACUUUGGAAAAAAUCAGUGUACGAAUAUUUUUUGGUCGAUCAAAGUGGUCAAAUGAACGAUUUGGCCGAAUUGAUUUUGCGCGAUGGAAAUGAUCAAAAAGCAGUUUCAUUGAGAAAUGUAUUUUAUCGACAAUUUUUACCGGCUUCAGAUGAGUUUAAAUCUCACCUGAUACUGAGUGCAUUCACAUUGAAUGAGCUACCUGACCUGAAAACCAGACUCGAUACCUUGCUUACACUGUGGAAAAAAUGCGACGGCUAUAUGGUACUAAUUGAAAAUGGCACAAAUACCGGAUUUAAAUUAAUUGAGGAAGCACGAGAAUUUCUAACGCAGCAAGCUAAUAGGCAAUCAGGCUACCUCUUUGCACCGUGUCCACAUGAAAUGGCUUGUCCACGUGUUUUGAAAGAUGAUGGCACACCGUGUAAUUUCAGCGCCAGAUAUCGUUCAUUGGACAUUGGUCAACGGCCCAAAGAUGAAAUCAUUCGGUACAGUUAUGUGGUUUUUAAGAAAGGUUCACGAGAUGACGAUCCCACAAUGAAUUGGCCACGAUUGGUGCGACCGACACAAGUGAGAACGCGACACACACGAUGCAAACUGUGCACACAUCGAGGCAAAUUGGAGGAAUUAGUUGUGACAAAAGGCAAACACUCAAAAAAUACUUACGGUUGUGCGAGAAAAAGUGACUGGGGCGAUCGAAUGCCAGUUGAAAUUGUGGAAAACGAAUGUGAUUCGACCGACAAAUCGGAUGAUGAAAAAUUAGUUGAAAUGUAGUUUGUUGAAAAUGUAAAUAAAAAGUCAAUAGAUUCUAAA